Molecule: messenger RNA, 1022 nt
Organism: Orussus abietinus
Lineage: Eukaryota; Metazoa; Arthropoda; Insecta; Hymenoptera; Orussidae
Product: short neuropeptide F
Exons: 4
Coding region: 620-925 (101 amino acids)
Source: RefSeq, a predicted model, not a curated record
AAAGUACCGCGCACAAGAACGUAUAACCAGUCCAUACUAUUUGCUGAUUUCUGAAUACUGGCUAAUUUUUAGUGCGCGACUUGUGAUGUCACUUCAGAAUUCACCUAGAAAAACGAGAGAACUUCCGGAAUGACUUAAUAUCUCUAUCACCCGAAUCCGCAUCUUUAAUAUUCCGUCGACGUCGUCCCAGAUAUAUGUCGAUCUAUUUAUUUUCCAUGAAUCGAUUGGACUCGAAUGGUCUUCACCAACGUCCCAUUAAUUAGUUCCCCGAGUUAGGACCCAUCGAUUCGACUUUCGGGGUUCCUCUUAAUCGCCUGUAGCAGAAGUGCGAAAAAUGAGGGAAAAGAGGGCAGGGAAGGAGGAAGUUUGCGAAGCUCGGGACGCUUGCGCCCCUUGGGACGCCGGGCGCCUUCUGCCACCUGUGCACCGCCCUCGUCCUCGUGUCGGCGUGCGAUCCGAGCUCUAGCCUAUAUAUAAGGGGACGCCCGGCGUAGCGCCACUUCGCAUCGCGUCGACGCCACCGCGAAGCGCCCUUCUCAAGCCGAGGUGACUUACGCCGCUCCUUCGAGUUCGCGGGCAAACGCUCUCCUGAGAAAUCUUCGCCGAUACAUCAAUCAAAAUGAUGACAAAACGAUGCAUGGGAGCUAUUGUUUUCGUGACAUGUCUGAGUAUUGCUUUGGCGGCUGAAAGUUACAAGGAUUAUGAAGCAGAGGACGUGGCAGAAAGGCAGUCAGAAAAUCUGAACAACCUGUUCAGAUUGUACCUACAGCGAAACUUAGUGGACAACGUGGGAGGAAUCCCGAUACAACAUCUAAUGAUACGGAAAUCUCAGAGAUCGCCUUCGUAUCGCCUUCGAUUCGGACGAUCCAAUGGCCUUAUGCCGGCGUCAUCGGGAAUGGAGACCUCGGAGUAUGAAAAUAAUUAGACGGGUGUCCUCGUAGAUGUCGCGGUGGAAGAAAUUUUGAUCUUACGAAAACUGAUUUGUGCAGAUCUACACACUGAAGUCAAUUUGGUGUACCAGC